This is a messenger RNA of Pungitius pungitius (ninespine stickleback), 1897 nucleotides long. It is a transcript of the gene oser1, whose product is annotated as oxidative stress responsive serine-rich 1. The transcript is spliced from 4 exons. The coding region runs from base 426 to 1526 and encodes 366 amino acids. NCBI's taxonomy places the organism in Eukaryota, Metazoa, Chordata, Actinopteri, Perciformes, Gasterosteidae. Gene Ontology annotation, biological process: cellular response to hydrogen peroxide. The record is from RefSeq and is a predicted model, not a curated record.
CACGAGGACUGCGCGAUGUUGCAGAGUCACUGCGACUGCUGCUUCGACUGUAAACAAGGGUGAGGAGAACAGAACAGUCGCCAUUUAAGCUAACGUUUGGCUUCAACAUCCGUGCUUUCGAUCCCUGUCGUUGUUUUUGGUAUUGAUAUUAAUUCGUGGGUUAUGUCAUGGUACCGAGUGGAAACAGAAACACUUUAAAUAAUAAGCGAUUCAGUUUCGUGUUUUCCCCGCAACGGAGACGAGGUCGCACAGAGCUAACUUUAGCCCCUUAGCAAGCUAGCUUUAGUCCGUUAGCUAGCUAGCUUUAGCCGUCAGUUGGCUCGUCAACAUCCAAAAGGCCCCGGUGUUCACGUUACAUCUCUCUCUUAACUGUACCCACAAUAUCCUGAACCCUGGGUGGCUGGUCAGAGCAACCUCCUCCCACCAUGGAGGCAGGAGGCAAGGACUGCGAGGAGGACACGCUGCAGACGGCGUUUAAGAAGCUGAGGGUUGACGCUGAGAGUUUACCCGGAGCUGUGAGUGUGUCGGAGGCAUUUGUGCCCAGGGCGACGUCACGUGCUUCUCUCGACGCCAGCGGAGCGAAGCCCAAACUCGGCUGCCCGAAGGACAACUGGCACGGCUGCAUGAGGAAAACGUCCAGAGGAGCAUCCAGAACGCAGCGGCGCCGGCGGUCCAAGUCCCCUAUCCUCCACCCUCCAAAGUUCACCUACUGCAGCACCGCCGCGGCCUCCGCCCUGCCGACCCCCAGUGGCGGCCUAAAGCACCAGCGCCUAGCCGAGCCCUCGGAGCCCUGCCCCCCCAGCGACGGGAGGACGCUCCCUGGCGCCGCCGUCCCGGCCCCAAACGAGCUCUCCUCCUCUGGCGCCGUCGGCCACCUCUCCCCUCUGGUUUUCGGCUCUUGUGGCUACGAGACGCGCGCCGCGGCGCCGGAGAUCGCCGCUGCGACGGCGUUGUCCAGGCGGGACGGAGAGGGAAGCCAGUCGAGCGAAGAAAGCGACCCGGAGAAGAGCGGCGGGGGAGGAGCGGAGGCCGCAGAAGGAGCACCAGCAGCGACUCGCGGCGCGGAAGCCGCUGACUUCCGAGCGCUGUCCGAGCGCCACGGCGCCGCCUCGGCGGAGGGCCCCUGCCCGUGUGGCUGGAAGAAGAGCUGCGGUCCCCAAGGCGAGGACGAGACGACAGGCGGAGGGGGGGCGGAGUCCGAGUGCCGCUGUGGGCCCCUCCGUCAGGGCUGGCAGGGUGUGGAGGUCUACUCCUUCACCGGGCUCCGCGACGUCAUAUCCGAGUGCGAGAGGAGCCUGCCGGGCCGCGAGGGCGCGGACAGAACUCUCGGUGGCGCCGCCGCCUCCUCCUCCUCCUCGCCGCCUUCGUCGUCCUCGCCGCUGUCGUCCGGCUCCCCGCGCUCGUGUUCAGAGCAGGCGAGGGCCUUCGUCGACGACAUCACGAUAGAGGACCUUUCCGGCUACAUGGAGUAUUACCUCUACAUCCCCAAGAAGAUGUCACACAUGGCUGAGAUGAUGUACACUUAAGAAAUAUUAAGACAUCAGGAGGACACCGUUGGGUUUUGUUUUGUGCUGCUGGGGGGGGCGGGGGGGGGGUUGUCUGUAGCGGGUAGACGAACGGUUCAGGCCGGAAAGUAAUUUAAGUAAACCGCGUUCACACAGGUUACAAAUGUUUCCAUUUUCUCUCUUUCUGUUUACCCCCAUCCCUAAAAAAUUAUUUUUAUCAACGUCGACAGAAACCGACCACUCCCCCCUCUAUUUGCCAUUUUAUUUUAUUGUGCCCAUUUAAAAUGUUCUGUUGCUCUUGGUGCACAUAAAGGAGAAUGGAUGCAAACUGCCUGUGAUCAGCUGUCUGGAUUAAUUUCACUCAAUAAAGCAGCAAAGUGCUUUUGACAGCG